AAUUAAUCAGACGGUGGUUCCAUACAAUGAAAAAAAUCGAGAUUGGAACCAAAAUUAUGUACCCGAAAGUGAAAGCUGACAAUGAAGCUGGUAGUUACAAGUAUAAGGGUUCUUGUCUGAGCUCGAACUAUCUCCAAACUCGUGUCUCUGAGAAUAAUCAAGACGAUGAUUUUCAAAUAUAUGUGGCUAAGAUUCCAAAGAUUUACAUACCAAGUGUCCUCAUGUCUGAAAGUGAAUCCAAAGAAAUGAAUAAGCGUAUUAGAGGAGCUGACAUUGAAGUAAAACCAACAACCAAAGCCAGUCCGAUCUUACGCCCACGCGCUGUUGUUUCAAGUCCCGAUAAUGAUGCAAUGAUCGGCAAUAUCAACAUGAUCGAAGAAAGGAAAGCUAAGAAGGGUUUAAAGAGAGAUGAUCAUAUCAGGAGCAGAGCUUCUCAGCCUAAGAAUAUUGAUACUAAUGUGAAGAUUUCUCAUCUUGACAUUGUAAAUGCGAACAUGGCUUCAUCAAAGGCGAAGAAAGGACUUGGCGAUAUGGUUCGCCACGCAAUGAGACACCACAACAAAUCUUUAGACGGAAGUCACGAAACUGUAUCAUUGAGUUCAGUACUCGAGUUUGGACAAGGUAAAUCUAGUGCUAGUGGUAGUAAUCCUCUUCGAGAAAGAAAUGAAGAUGAAGGUUCUUCGAAUAACGCAUCUGAAAAGUCAGAUUUCUUUCAUAAAGAGUUUCUUUUCUCGUCAAGGUUAAAACAGGAGCCACGUUAUAGGAAACAAACAGGUUAUUACAAGGAAAAACAUUCAAAGAUUAUGAAGAAGAUGGAGGAAGGCUUUGCUCGGAAGGUUGGCAUCGAGAAUCUGUUUUCUGUGUGUGCUAAAAUGGGAAAAGAAGUUGGUGUAAAUGAAUACAAUGGUAUGAUUAAAGUUUGCAUACAUCACGCGAGGAUAAGCGACGAUGUAGAAGCUGCUCUUGAUCACAUUAGGAAGGCUAUUGAAUAUCUCAAAGAGAUAAACAAAUGUGGAUCCAUUAUAGGAAAAGGAACUUAUGUGCCUCUUCUUAAGUUCUUAGUUGAUAUGGGAAUGGUAGAAGAAUUCCAAAUUUCCAAGGAUGUUAUUCUAGAGUUAAAUUCUGAUGCUCUUGGGCAAGUUGGUUACUAUGAAAUGCUUCUUUGGAUCCAAGUCGGCGACGAAGUAAGUAUCGAUGAACUUUGCAGGACGAUUGGAGAUAGGGAGAAUAGUUUAUCAGUCCUACAAGAAUAUUAUAUGAUUGCACUGUGUGAGAAAGAUAGAAAGGAAAAUCUUCAGAGGCUGUUAGAGAUUGUCGACAUUACGAAAGUUUCUUCACCACGCCUAUUGACAAACAUAUUUGGAUACCUUGGAAGGUCACUAUUGGAGUCUAUGGCAAUGAAGUUCCUUAGGGAACUACAAAUGUGUGGUAAAGAUGCAGUGAAGACAGUUUCAAAUCUUAUAUUUAGCUAUGCAACCUCUAUCCCAAAUUCAACGGAUGCUGUUUUGAAGUUCAACAAGUUGCAUGAAGAACUAGAGAUCAUGCCUUCAUCUACAUCUUUUGAUAAGCUUAUUACUUAUCUUUAUGACUCAAAUGAGGUGGCCACUGCUCUGAUGUAGCUGACAAUAUGCAUAAAGCAGGUCAUGCAUC
Molecule: messenger RNA, 1650 nt
Organism: Arabidopsis arenosa
Lineage: Eukaryota; Viridiplantae; Streptophyta; Magnoliopsida; Brassicales; Brassicaceae
Source: the annotation of a GenBank genome assembly